CUCUCAAAAGAAUGAAAAAUGUUAAAAAAAUAAUUAAAAAAAAAAGCAGUGGAAGGUCCCACAGGAGUUAUCUAGGCCUUCGCACACUACACUGGAAAACCACUGUGCCAUCACUGACUAGGGAGUUUAUACACCUCUGCUGGAACAGGUUACCAGUUCUUCGAGGCUCCUUGUGGCUACCUGUAUAUUGUAGUCACGGCUUUAAUUGUUGGGAAAUCCUUUCUCAUACUGUAACUUCUACUCUUUGGUCCCUGUUCUGCUCUCUGAACAAAUAUUAUCUGCAUCUGUUCCCACACGGCAGCCCUUCAGAUACUUGAGGCCAUUGUGGUCCGAGUUAAGAUUUUUAUUCUCCCUUCCACCUCCACACCCACAGCUCCUUUCUUGCUUCUUACUGAGCAUAGUCCUGUACUGUUCUAGUUGCCUUCCCCCGGGGAAGAGCUGAAGUUGGCAGGUCCUGUUUAGAGUGUGCUACUUAGAAUGGGACACUGUUACCCUGCGGUCUGAUCAGGAAAGACGCCAACGAGCCACUUACUCCCUUCCUCUCAUCUGGAUGCUGUGCCGCAGUUCAUUUCUACGGAGAGGCCCCAAAUUCCCUCAUUCUUUUGAUCCCUACGUCAAACUUCUACUUGAUGCCAUGAAGCACUCAGGUUGUGCUGUUAACAAAGAAAGACACUUUUCUUGUGAAGACUGUGAUGGAAAUGUCAGUGGAGGUUUUGAUGCUUCAACAUCUCAGAUUGUUUUAUGCCAGAACAACAUCGGUAAUCAGGCCCAUAUGAACAGAGUGGUCACCCAUGAGCUCAUUCAUGCGUUUGAUCACUGUCGUGCUCACGUCCACUGGUUCACCGAUGUCAGACAUUUGGCCUGCUCGGAGGUUCGAGCUGCUAACCUUAGUGGAGACUGCUCACUUGUGAAUGAAAUAUUCAGGUUGCAUUUUGGAUUAAAACAACACCAUCAGACUUGUGUGCGAGACAGAGCCAUUCUUUCUAUCCUGGCUGUUAGGAAUAUCAGCAAAGAAGUAGCUCAAAAGGCCGUUGAUGAAGUUUUCGAGUCUUGUUUCAAUGACCAUGAACCUUUUGGAAGGAUCCCACAUAACAAGACUUAUGCAAGAUAUGCUCAUAGAGACUUUCAAAACCGUGAUCGGUAUUACUCAAAUAUAUGAAGACAAUGACAUUUUAUGUUAUGGAGCUUCUGUGAUCAUGAAGAAAAUACUGUUCUCAAGUGGACAAAUAUAUGAAAUGUAAAUGAUCAAUUAAAUACAUUUAAAACACAGAAGAUGCUGAUUCUAGCGUAUGUUCAGAAAAAGUGGCUGUGGUAAAAGUGAAACUGCCUUAAACUCCAAGGCAAAAAUUGUAACUUUACAGUUAGCCAUUUGGUAAAUAAGGCAAAUAAAUUACAUUCUUGUAUUUUCUA
Lynx canadensis (Canada lynx) is the source of this 1410-nucleotide messenger RNA. It is a transcript of the gene ATP23, whose product is annotated as ATP23 metallopeptidase and ATP synthase assembly factor homolog. Gene Ontology annotation, cellular component: extrinsic component of mitochondrial inner membrane. Gene Ontology annotation, biological process: mitochondrial proton-transporting ATP synthase complex assembly; mitochondrial protein processing. NCBI's taxonomy places the organism in Eukaryota, Metazoa, Chordata, Mammalia, Carnivora, Felidae. Gene Ontology annotation, molecular function: metalloendopeptidase activity. The record is from RefSeq and is a predicted model, not a curated record. The transcript has 6 exons. The coding region runs from base 551 to 1159 and encodes 202 amino acids.